Phragmites australis (common reed) is the source of this 1540-nucleotide messenger RNA. RefSeq lists its product as uncharacterized. The transcript has a single exon. The record is from RefSeq and is a predicted model, not a curated record. NCBI's taxonomy places the organism in Eukaryota, Viridiplantae, Streptophyta, Magnoliopsida, Poales, Poaceae. The coding region runs from base 164 to 1123 and encodes 319 amino acids.
GGCCCAGUAUUAAUGCGCCCUCCUCCCCCACCCCGGUCGCCGGCGUCCCGGUGAUCUCGUCUCACUGCACGUAGCAAGAAAGUAGGAGGAAGUGUAAUUGGUAGUGGCUGGUGCUUGCUAGGGUCGGUUAGGCUUUGGACGUACGUUGACGAGGGGAGACGGGAUGGAGAGGAAGGGAGGGUGCUGCCUCGCGCCGAGGUACGGCGGCGCUGGCGCCAGGGGGCAGGCGGGCAUGGCGUGGCAGAUGGGGAGGAUUAUGCUCAAGUUCCGGCCGAUAGCGCCCAAGCCGGCGGCCGUGGCUCCUGCGCCGACGCAGACGCCGACACCGGCGGCGGCCGCGGGGGCGGGGAGGGGGAAGCGGAAGGCCGUGGGCAGGGGAGGAGGGAGGAGAGGGCGGAAGCCCAAGAAGGCGGCGACGGUCGCGCCGGUGACCGCUGCGCCUGCGGCGGUGGGGCAGGAGGUGAGGGACAGGAAGGACAGCGAGAAGGAGAAGUCUUUGUCGUCGCGGUCCUCGUCCUUAUCGGGGAUAACGUCCGUCGACUCGUCGCCGCCUCCGCCUACGCCGCAGCCGCAGCUGCCGGCCACGCUGCCGCUCAUGCCCGUGUCGCCGGUGGUGAAGAAGGUUGCUGCAGCGUCGGAGCAGCAGGCGCCGGUGGUUGCUCUGGCACCCGUGCACACCGUGGGUGGACAGGUCGUGCCUUCGCGGGCGCCGCAUCCGGCGGCGGCGCUUUCUUGGGUGACGGUGGAGGCCGUGUCAUCUACGUGGCGCGACGGCGAGGCGCCGUCCGCCGCCACCGCGGCGUGCGCACCGUGCGGCGGGGACGACGAUGCUCUGGCGUUCAUCUCCGAUCAGUGGGGCCGCGUGACGUGGAUGAACGCGGCGUUCGCGCGGGCUGUGUCCGCGGACGACGGCGACGAGGCGGGGGCGGGGCUCGCCGGCGCGUUCCCGGCGUGGGGCACCUGCGCGGGGUUCACGUGCCGCGUGCGCGUCAUCCGGCACGCGGGCCCCCGCUGCGGCGGCUCCGUCGUGGCGCCCUGCGACGUGUGGCGGCUGGACGCCGGUGGCUGCUACCUCUGGCGGCUCGAUAUGCAGGCUGCACUCACCCUCGGCGGCUUCCCGUAAGCAGCCAAGCUCAAGCUCACGAGUACGUGUCCCUCGUACGGAGAGACGGUGACGUAUUUGACCGGCCAAACCAAACCAUGCAUGAUUACUGUUACUGAUCUACGUUAUGAUUGAAUCGGUGUAUGUGUAUUACUAGCCUGGUCGAGCUUAAUUAAUCAUGUCGUAGCCAGAUUAAGUAUACCUAUGGGAUAGAUUUUUUUUUGCGAGGAUACCUAUGAGAUAGAUUAGUGAUUAGUUUAGAAGGGGGAGAGAGAGAGUUGCAAGGGUAAGAAAACAAAUUAGGCGAGUGAUCGAUGCUUCUGGAUGUGUAAGCUCCAGUCUCCAGCGUGAAAGAAUCAUCCUCUUCUUUUUUAUUUAAUUUUGUAAGUUUGAUUCUCCCCGAAAUGCUUCGAGACUUGUCGUUGACGUUUCACGGAA